AAUCUAUAUGCAACAAAGUAGUGGAACAAAAUGUAAUGUGUCGUGAUCAUCGAAGGACAUGUGUUACGCAUAAAAAAUAAUUUGUUAAAAAAGUUAAGAACUAUAGGAAAUAUUUUAUGUUAUAGGCAACAUAUACCAAGUGUGCUAAAAUCGUAGCCACCACUGUAUGUGCGGAUGGCAAGGAAUAGUUACGCAGAUUGUGAACAUAAUGUGUGGUCUGUCAGAAUAUAAACUACUUGCCAUGGUCAUAUGGCGACCAUCAUUGAAGGUCGGUUAAAUUACAUUGCCAUUUGUCUUUUCAUAACUUUGAUGAUGACAUGAUAAAUGAUUUACCAUCAUGUGUGUAUGCGGGUGGUACUGCCGUCGGAAGUGGAAGUGGUAAUUUACGGAUGAGCUCCAAUUUCAGACAAAUUCAACAACAAUAUAUGCAACAAGGAAAUGAAAAUAUGUUAGAUUCUUCAACAAAUAUUGGACUAAACAACAACAAUAACAACAAUUCAUCAUUAAUAUGUGGUAGUCCAAAUGCUGGUAGCAGUUCGUACAAUUCUGUCCCAUAUAAAAUACAAAGACAACAGGCAAACGUACGUGAGCGGAAACGGAUCCAGAGGUCGGCACCAACUGGUAGUAUAAAUUCAGCAUUCGAUGAAUUAAGGGUACAUGUUCCAACAUUUCCCUAUGAGAAACGUUUAAGUAAAAUCGAUACUUUACGUCUGGCAAUUGCUUACAUUUCAUUGUUGAGAGAGGUAUUGCAAUCCGAUUACGAUCCUUUAACGUAUGUUGAAAAAUGUUUACGUGGAGAAAUAAAAGCGGACAGAGCUAAUUGGAAUACAAGUGAUUUAACAGCACGUUUAUCAUGGAUUAAUUGGGAAAAUCUUGGCGUUCAUCCAGGCAGAAGAACUUUGUUGACUUCAUUAGCACUAUCAUCUGAGCCAAUGUGUGGAACCCAUUGUGGAGCUCCUUAAAUACUUAGUCCAAUCUCAACAUCAAAUUUUUCUUCGUUAAAUUGUGUUCUCUUGAUUCACAUUGUCUUCCAAUUCAUUUAUUUAGCAUUAUUUGAAUUUAAUUUCAUGUAAUAGAAAUUUAAUUGAUCUCUAAGAUGUGCUAUUUAGUUAGUU
Molecule: messenger RNA, 1115 nt
Organism: Lucilia sericata (common green bottle fly)
Lineage: Eukaryota; Metazoa; Arthropoda; Insecta; Diptera; Calliphoridae
Gene: Fer2
Product: achaete-scute homolog 1
Exons: 5
Coding region: 318-962 (214 amino acids)
Biological process (GO): regulation of transcription by RNA polymerase II; developmental process
Molecular function (GO): RNA polymerase II transcription regulatory region sequence-specific DNA binding; DNA-binding transcription factor activity, RNA polymerase II-specific; protein dimerization activity
Source: RefSeq, a predicted model, not a curated record